UCUACCUAUAAAUACAUUACUCAAUGUUCUUUUCGUUAUUCAAUUGUCACCAGUUAAUUCAGUUCAUCGAUUUGCUCCUUUUUACAACAAAUUUCGCAAAGCCUACACAUAAAAAAAUAAUGGCGUACGAGUACCUAAUGAAGUUCAUAAUAGUGGGCGAAACGGGAGUAGGAAAAACCUGCAUUAUGAACCAGUUCACAGAGAAGCGGUUCGAUCCGGUUUACGACGUCACAAUCGGAGCCGGAUACGGGUCCAGAAUAAUCACCGUCCACAAGAAGCAAAUCAAGCUUCAAAUAUGGGAUACGGCGGGACAGGAGAAGUUCCGGUCAAUUACGAGGGCGUAUUACAGAGACGCCGCGGGAGCUUUGCUUGUUUACGAUGUGACUAAAAGGCACACUUUCGAGCGGCUGUCGAGUUGGCUGGAAGAUAUAUGGUAACAAGGCGAUACGACAGUAAUGGUGGUGGGGAACAAAUGCGACGCCGGAGAAGAUAUUAGGGCUGUUAGUGCAGAGGAAGGCGAGGAAUUCGCUAAGAGUAAUAGAUGUUUGUUCAUUGAAGCUUCUGCUAAAACGGCAUUGAAUGUGGCGGCAGCAUUUGAUAAGACGACGAAGAGAAUACGUGAGAAGAUGGGAUACGGGGAUGUUAAGGAGGUGGAUGAAGCUCUGGGAAUUAAUAUUUGGAAUUGGAAAGGAUUUAGGAUUGGAAGGACGAGGAAUGAUGAGAAUAUUGAUGGAGCUGCUGCUUCUAAAAGAUUCAACUCAUGUUCUUGUGGUUGA
This is a messenger RNA of Nicotiana tabacum (common tobacco), 776 nucleotides long. Its product is annotated as ras-related protein Rab-2-A. The record is from RefSeq and is a predicted model, not a curated record. Lineage: Eukaryota; Viridiplantae; Streptophyta; Magnoliopsida; Solanales; Solanaceae. Gene Ontology annotation, molecular function: GTP binding; GTPase activity.